UCCAUACGAUCCUUACAUACGAAGGCCGGUGUCGGUUUAGUACCAGAGCGGACGAUUGGAUCUCUUCCAGCUUUGCAGCUGCGAAUAAACCCUAGUUAUACCCAAGUUCUUGUGGUGGUGACGAAGGCUAUUUGGCAGCUAGAAUAAGUGUGGCUUGGACUACUCUAGACCGUUUGAUUCUGUUCUCUAGGGCUUCGUCAACCCUAUUUGCUACAGCCUAUACUGGAAACUGGUGUUCAUUUCCAUUUUAUUUUUGGUUUGAUUUUGGUUAGCUGAUCGGUGGGGGGUUGGUUAUGAAGGAUUCCGAUGCUCCGCCUCGUAGCGAAUCACGGGAGGUUAUUGGCGUUUGGAGGUGAUAGGAAGGCUGGCUAUUUCUUACAUUCCAAUCAGAAACCCAUCCACCCAGGACUAAGAAAUCAUGUUUCAGCUGCUAAAUUUAGUGUCUUUAAUUCAUUAAGUAGACUGAUUUCACAUUGUAGAAACAGCGGAAGAAAAAAUGUUUCUUACGGGAGAUCUAGUGGAAAGGAGAACUUCUGGAUCGGCACUGGCAUCAGAACUUGCUACACUGUCUCAUUGGGUAGGCCUUCUAUGGCAAACCACGCUCAACUAACUUGGAAGAGGCUAACUCUGAUUUACCCUUCUGGAGGUUCAGUGUUCUCACCAGUUGGUAGGAUUGCAUGUACCUUGAGCUUGGCCUUGACGAGAUUCCAUGUUAUUUCCGGGCUUCUUGCUUUUGGUGUUGGGGAGUUAGAAUGGGUUCAGAAGACUCGAGCGGAUGGGAAUUUCUUUUCUGCGGGGAAUGGUCUUUAUACAGGCACACAGGAUGGACGUUUGUAUCUAUCUUCGAUUUUCUAUUCAUUAAUAGAAGGUGUUAUUCUAAUCUUCCGAGCAGUGUACUUGGCAGUUCUGUUUUUGCCAUCCAUUUUGAUGGCUCCAUUCGCAGAUACCUUUGGUGUUGAAUUCAGAAAGAAAUGGAUUUAUCUUGUCCAUAUCACUCUUGAACAAGCAGGGCCAGCUUUCAUAAAAUGGGGACAGUGGGCAGCCACGCGACCAGAUCUCUUUCCUAAUGACCUCUGCACGGCACUUUCAGAACUGCACAGCAAAGCUCCUGCUCAUAGCUUCACCUACAGUAAGAUUACUAUUGAAAAAGCAUUUGGUCGGAAGCUUUAUGAGAUCUUUGAGCAGUUUGAGGAAGUACCUGUGGCAUCUGGUAGCAUAGCACAAGUGCAUCAAGCUUCUCUGAUGUUUCAGUAUCCAGGUCAGAGGCUGAGUAAACCUAUUUCAGUUGCAGUGAAGGUUAGGCAUCCUGGGGUGGGUGAGUCUAUAAAGAGGGAUUUCACAAUUAUUAAUUUUUUCGCAAAACUUUCAAGCUACAUCCCUGCUCUUAACUGGUUACGACUGGAUGAAAGUGUUCGUCAGUUUGCAGUGUUCAUGAUGUCCCAAGUAGAUCUUUCAAGGGAAGCUGCUUAUUUGAGUAGGUUUAUAUACAAUUUUCGCAGGUGGAAGGAUGUGUCUUUCCCAAAACCCCUUUACCCUCUUGUGCAUCCUGCGGUUCUUGUGGAGACAUUUGAGCCUGGAGACUCUGUGGCUCGCUAUAUCGAUGACCUUGAUGGCAACACACGCCUUAAAAGAGAUCUUGCACAUAUUGGUACACAUGCACUCCUCAAGAUGCUUUUGGUGGAUAAUUUCAUCCAUGCAGACAUGCAUCCUGGAAAUAUCCUUGUUAGAGUGCCCCAAAGAAAACGGUCAAGAAAAAGAAUCUUUAGAACGAAACCUCAUAUCAUCUUUCUUGAUGUUGGCAUGACUGCCGAGCUCUCUAAAAGCGAUCGUCGUAACUUGUUGGAAUUCUUUAAGGCUGUUGCACUCCGAGAUGGCCGCACGGCUGCUGAAUGCACGUUGAGAUUGUCAAGAAGGCAAAGUUGUCCUGACCCAAAGGCCUUUAUUGAGGAGUUGGAGAGAGCAUUUACCUACUGGGGAACACCUGAGGGUGACAUUUUACAUCCUGUUGAAUGCAUGCACCAUUUACUUGAACAAGUUCGUCGCUAUAGAGUGAACGUUGAUGGUAGUGUUUGCACUGUGUUGGUGACCAUAUUGGUCCUCGAGGGUUGGCAACGCAAGCUUGAUCCAGAUUACGACAUAAUGCACACGCUCAAGACAUUGCUGGUGAACACAGACGGGGUGCAGCAGCCUAUCGAUUACUUCUUCUCAUAAAAGAACUUUUGACACAAUCUGUAAUUCUGUAUUUUUUUAUAUGAAUAGAUUCAAAUUUAAUAAUAAUAUAAAACAUAUUAAUGCGAUUCUUUUUA
Messenger RNA from Dendrobium catenatum, 2306 nucleotides. RefSeq lists its product as uncharacterized. The transcript has 5 exons. NCBI's taxonomy places the organism in Eukaryota, Viridiplantae, Streptophyta, Magnoliopsida, Asparagales, Orchidaceae. The record is from RefSeq and is a predicted model, not a curated record. The coding region runs from base 307 to 2211 and encodes 634 amino acids.